GCUCCGCGUUGAGCGGCAGAGGGGCACACCCAGUCAACAUCCAGAGAGCCGGCAUUUCCGUGAGGGCGCGCCAGAUGAAGGCGGGACUUCCGGUGUUUCCGUGGCGGUCAUUUUGGCGGUUCUCGGGGUGGGAAGGUUGGGAGCGUCCGGUGGGCUCCGAGGUGACAGACAGAGAAGGCUCGAGAAGAGGCUUCGUCCCCAGAGAAUAGAGGCGAUUGUAGGGUCUGGGACAUCGCCGCCCGCGAGGCCGGCCUGGGGACGUUGGUGCCGUGUCCUCCCGGGACGCUCGACUGUCAGCUCUCGGCUCCGCCCGUUGCUCCGGUGGCGGCGGCCGCGCUGAGGGACCCGCCUCAGGUUUCCAUGGAUGCAGAAGUGGUUUUGGAAGCUAUACAGGGAAGUGUGACCUUUGAGGACGUGGCCCUGUAUUUCUCCUGGGAGGAGUGGGAUCUCCUUGAUGAAGCUCAGAGAUGCCUGUACCACGAUGUGAUGCUGGAGAACCUGGCACUGACAUCCUCACUGGGUUGUUGGCAUGGAGUGCGAGAUAAGGAAGCACCUUCUGAACAGACCGUUUCUGUAGAAGGAGUGUCACAGAUCAGGACUGUCAAGGCAGGUUCAUCUCCCCAGAAGGCCCAGCCCUUUGAGAUGUGUGGCCCAGUCCUGAGAGAGAUUUUGCACUUGCCUGAGCACCAGGGAACACAUCUUGGGCAGAAACCGUACACGUGCGGGAGUCAACUUUAUUUCACUGCCAACCUUCAACAGCACCAGGGGCAGCACAUUAGAAGGAUACCCUACAGAAGUUCUGUGGCUGGAGCCUUGUUUGUAGAGAGCUGCACGACCCGUGUGUCAGGGAAAUCCUCUUCCUGUGGGGAGAUUGGGAAGGACUUCUUAGCCAGCAUGGGCUUUCUCCAUCAACCGGCCACUCUCAGUGAGAAGGCAAACAGCGGUGAUGCCUGUGAGGGUGUCUUUCACAGCGGAAGAACGCAUCAGAACUGGGGAGGAGGCAAGAAAGCCGUCACCUGCACCGGCACGCUUGUUGACCAGAGAGCCCUCACUGCAGAAGGGCUUUAUGAGUGCAGCAGGUGUGGAAAAGCCUGCACCCGGAGAUGUAACCUCAUUCAGCACCAGAAAGUCCACACAGGAGAAAGGCCUUAUGACUGCAAUGAAUGUGGGAAGUCCUUUACCUACCUCUCGAGCUUUAUUAUACAUCAGAGAGUCCACACUGGAGAAGGGCCUUAUAAAUAUAGGGAAUGUGGAAUAUCUUUUAGUCCAAGAUCCAAAUUCAUUCAAUAUCAGAGAGGAAACCCUGGAGAACGGCCUCAUCAGUGUGGUGAAUGUGGAAAAUCCUUUAGCCGAAGCUCUACCCUCAUUCACCACAGGAGACUUCAUACUGGAGAGAGGCCAUAUGAAUGCAGUAAGUGUGGGAAAUCCUUUAAGCAAAGCUCCAGCCUCAGUUCACAUCGGAAAGUCCACACGGGAGAAAGGCCUUAUGAGUGUAGCGAAUGUGGGAAAUCCUUUAGCUGCAAAUCUAACCUCAUUAUCCACCUAAGAGUUCACACUGGAGAAAGGCCUUAUGAAUGUCAGGAGUGUGGAAAAUCCUUUAGCUGCAAAUCUAACCUUAUUAACCACCUGAGAGUUCACACUGGAGAAAGGCCUUAUGAUUGUGGAGAGUGUGGAAAGUCCUUUAGUCAAAGAUCUGUCCUCAUUCAACAUCAGAGAAUUCAUAGUGGAGAAAGGCCUUAUGAGUGCAAUGAAUGUGGGAAAUCUUUUAGCCGAAAGUUUAGCCUCAUUUACCAUCAGAGAGUUCACACUGGAGAAUGACCUCAUGAGUGAAAGGAACAUGGGAAAUCUUAGCUACAAUUGCAACCUCAUUAAACACUUAAGUGUUCACACUGGAGAAAGGCCUUAUGAGUGUGGGGCGUGUGGAAAAUCCUUUAGCCAAAGUUCUGCCGUCAUUCAACACC
Camelus dromedarius (Arabian camel) is the source of this 1961-nucleotide messenger RNA. RefSeq names its product zinc finger protein 211-like. Lineage: Eukaryota; Metazoa; Chordata; Mammalia; Artiodactyla; Camelidae. Gene Ontology annotation, molecular function: DNA-binding transcription repressor activity, RNA polymerase II-specific. Gene Ontology annotation, biological process: negative regulation of transcription by RNA polymerase II. The record is from RefSeq and is a predicted model, not a curated record. The transcript is spliced from 4 exons. Bases 361 to 1818 code for a protein of 485 amino acids.